This is a messenger RNA of Pristis pectinata (smalltooth sawfish), 9521 nucleotides long. RefSeq names its product nucleoporin 188 (gene nup188). The record is from RefSeq and is a predicted model, not a curated record. NCBI's taxonomy places the organism in Eukaryota, Metazoa, Chordata, Chondrichthyes, Rhinopristiformes, Pristidae. The transcript is spliced from 45 exons. Gene Ontology annotation, biological process: protein import into nucleus; RNA export from nucleus. Gene Ontology annotation, cellular component: nuclear pore inner ring. Bases 90 to 5339 code for a protein of 1749 amino acids. Gene Ontology annotation, molecular function: structural constituent of nuclear pore.
CACACAGACAGCAAAUUUUAAGGAAUAAAGAAUCUUUGGGUCCAAGUCCAUAGUUGCCACGCAAGUUGAUAGGGUGGUAUAGAAGGCAUAUGGUGUGCUGGCCUUCGUUAGUCGGGAGAUUGAGUUCAAGAGCCUCAAGGAGCAGUCGAGAGCUAUGGACGAUAUUACUGGGAAGGUCAGCGCUAAGAGAUACUGCUCAGAUUGAAGCUGAACUGGACCGGCAUUGUGACCGGUUAUUGGCUGGACUUUCUUACUACAAGCCUCCCAGUGCAUCUUCUGGGGAUAAGCUAAAGGCUGAUAAGGAAGUGGUGGCGCCGUUGAAGGAGCUUGGACUACGGAUCAGCAAAUUCUUGAGUUUGGAUGAGCAGCAGAGUGUUCAAAUAUUACAGUCAUAUCUUCAAGAGGAUUACAGGGGCACAAAGGAUUCAAUAAAGGUAGUUUUGCAGGAUGAGCGACAAAGCCAAGCCCUGCAGCUAAAGAUUGCAGAAUACUACUAUGAAGAAAGACUCUAUACGCUACGUUGUGUCCUAUACCUACUCACGUAUUUUCAGGAUGAACGACAUCCUUAUAGGGCGGAGUAUUCAAAAUGUGUGGACAAGUUGGAGAAGGAGCUGGUUAUGAAUUAUCGGAAGCAGUUUGAGGAAUUGUUCAGAACUGAAGCUCCAACUUGGGAAUCUCAUGGGAAUCUUAUGACAGAACGUCAGGUGUCUCGUUGGUUCAUACAAUGCCUGAGGGAGCAGGCUCUUAUUUUAGAGAUUAUCUUCCUAUAUUAUGCCUACUUUGAAAUGGGACCAGAAGAUCUCCUGGCUUUUGCAAGAAUAUUUAAAGAGCAAGGAUUUGGAGCACGGCAAACAAACAGACACCUUGUAGAUGAAAACAUGGAUGGACUAGUUGAUCGUAUUGGAUAUUUCAGUGCAUUGAUCCUGGUGGAGGGAAUGGACAUUGAUUUCCUACAUAAGUGUGCUCUUGAGGAUAGUGUGGACCGACAUCAGUUUGCUAACGCUCGAGAGGUUUGCCAGGAGAUGGAUAAGCUGCUGUUGACGUUGGGGGACAUACCACACCAUGCUCCAGUGCUACUGUCCUGGGCUCUUCUGCGUCAUACUUUGUGCCUGGAUGAAUCAAGUCAUGUAAUCAGGCGCUUGGGGAGCAUUGCUAUUCAACAGAAUGCCUUCCAGUACAUGACACAGAUGCUGAAGGCACUCGGCAGUGGAGGAAACAAUUGUACAGCAAGUACUGCACGAAUGUGCAUUUAUGGACUUCUCUCAUUUGUCUUAACAUCUUUUGAAGAAGAAACUUUGGGAGAUCAACAGCACUUGAUUAACCUAGCUUGUGAGGUGUUUGCGGCCCCUAAUCUGGCUGAACUUUUUUGGGAUACUGAACCCACAACAGGUCUUGCUGUCUUGUUGGACAACAAUUGUGGAAUGUUCCCACAAGCUAUGGCGCCACUGCUGCAGCUGCUGUCGGCACUUAUAUCGGACAAAAGCACAGCUAAAAAGGUUUACAGCUUUUUGGACAAAAUGUCAUGUUAUACAGAGUUGUACAAGCACAAACCAAAUGAUAUACUUUCACAUGAGGAUGAAACCCAGUGGAGAAGGCAAACACCAAAACUACUUUAUCCUCUCGGAUCUGGACAGGCCAAUAUACGCAUGCCACAGGGUACAUAUGGAACUGUGAUGCCUACAGCUCAGGGUUACCUUGUGCGUUGGCAUUACUCCUACAGUGCUUGGACAAUUUUCACUUGUGAGAUUGAGAUGCUGCUACAUGUGGUUUCAACAGCAGAUGUUCUCCUUCAUUGCCAGAAGGUCAAACCUAUCAUUGAUCUGGUACAUAAAAUAGUCAGCACGGAUUGGUCUAUUACAGAUUGUCUGCUGCCGAUCACUUCACGUUUGUACAUGUUAAUUCAGAGGCUCAGUUCAGUGAUGAACCCUCCAAUGGAAGUGAUUGCUUCCUGUGUAAAUACCCUAACUGUUCUGGCCACACGGAUGCCAGCCAAGGUGUGGGCAGAUCUACAGCAUACAGGCUUCUUACCGUACUCCGUGACACAGAUCACUGGGAUUGUUCAGUCUAUCAGGGCUGAAGGGAUGCAAGCUGGUAGUUAUGGUAAUCUCCUGCUGAGUAUUGAGAGACCUCAGGGCGAAUAUAGUGUCACAACAGCCUUUCUGCGACUGGUUAUAACACUUGUCAAGGGACAACUGGGAAGUACUCAAAGUCGAGGUCUUAUGCCUUGUGUGGUCUUUGUCUUGAAAGAGUUACUGCCAACCUACCAUAAAUGGCGUUAUAAUGUCUAUGGCAUGCGAGAAGAAAUUGGCUGCCUGAUUCUUGAGCUUAUUUAUACCAUCUUGAAUCUGAAUCCUGAAGAGGAGUCGCAAGGCAGUCCUCUCAGUCUUCAGACUAUGUGCACCCAUUGUUUGGCAAACACAGAAGCAGGACAAGCUGUCAUAAAUAUUAUGGCUAUUGGGGUGGACACCAUUGAUACAGUAAUGGCAGCACAGCCCAACAGCAGUGGAUCUGAAGGAUCAGGUCAGUCUCUCACUCAGACGAUCAAACUGGCAUUUUCUAUAACUAACAAUGUCAUCAAACUGAAACCAUCAUCAGAAGUGAUCUCGCCAUUGGAGCAGGCUCUGACUCAACAUGGUACCCAUGGUAAUAAUUUGAUAGCAGUUUUGGCAAAGUAUAUUUACCAUAGGCACGAUCCUGCAUUGCCACGUCUUGCCAUUCAGCUUCUAAAGAGACUUGCAAUGGUAGCUCCAAUGUCAGUUUAUGCCUGUCUUGGAAGUGAUGCUGCUGCAAUACGUGAUGCAUUUCUUAACAGACUGCAGAGCAAGACAGAGGACAUGCGUAUUAAGGUGAUGAUCCUGGAGUUUUUAACUGUCGCAGUGGAAACCCAGCCGGGUUUGAUUGAACUCUUCCUCAAUCUGGAAGUAAAAGAUGGUGCAGUUGGAUCAAAGGAGUUUAUCCUGGGAGAAUGGAGCUGUCUGCAGGUAGUACUGGAAUUUAUUGACUCCAAGCAACAAGGAAAAUAUUGGUGUCCUCCUCUUAUCCAUCGUGCAGCCAUUGCUUUUCUGCAUGCCUUGUGGCAGGACCGCAGGGACAGUGCCAUGACUGUUCUACGAACCAAGAAUCGAUUUUGGGAGAAUUUGACAUCUGUGCUCUUUGGAGAACUGCCAGCCCCCUCUGAUAUUACAGAGAAAAGUGUCCUAGAAACCUGUGCCUUCACCCUGAAGAUUAUCUGCCUGGAAAUAUACUAUGUUGUCAGGGGUUCUUUGGACCAGACUUUAAAGAAUACAUUGAAGAUGUUCUUUGAUAAGAAGCGAUAUGAAUAUUGGUCUGAAUAUGUCAAAUCUCUUGUCAUCUACAUGACGGAGGCAGAUACUGAUGGAGCCUCCACAUUUCUCGAAUUCCAUAAGUUGAUAUCGGCAUGGAGAAUGUUUCUUGUUCUGGCUACCAGCUACGAGGAGGUGAUGUAUCUAUGUGAUUGUCAACUACGGCUGCAAUUACUACAUGAUGUUCUUGAAGCAACCAAAGUGUUGCUGACAGUUCCCUCAUCUGUUCCAUGUCUGCAAAUGGGAUCAAUGCUGGCAACACUACUUUUAAUCCUAUUGAAACAAUGGAGAAGCACAAUUGUUAAUGUAUCUAAAAUCCUGGACCCUUUGGAUCAAAUUCUAGAGAGCCUCUCACAGAGCAACCAGUACUUCAUGGAGAAGACAAAGGCAAAAAUAUAUUCUGCUAUCAUAAUUACACUUCAGAUCAAGCAUCUACGAGUUAGUGACUUCCCCCAGUAUUCUCAAAUGCUGCUAACUGUGUGUGAGACCAUACAUAAUGAGGCAAUUGUUCUAUUGGACCAAACACAUCAUGCACUGACGACUGAUGCUGGCUUAUUUGAUGACAAAGAUAGUAUGGAAACGGAUUGUGCACCACGACUACAGCACAAGGACCAGAAAGAUGGGGUAUGUGUGCUAGCUCUCCACCUUGCUAAGGAACUCUGUGAAAUGGAUGAGUGUGGCGAUCAUUUAAUUUCCAUCACUCGGAAGGUUCCAUUUCUUCCUGCAAUGCUUAGCACCUUGGAACUUAGUCUUCGAGUCAAACAGAAUCUACAUUUUGCAGAGGCAUCCCUGCAUUUGCUUUUGGGCCUGGCCAAAACUCAGCAAGGAGCGGCUGCAAUGGGUGGAGCUGGUGUUCUACCAAGCAUUUGUCUGCCACUUCUAAGUGUUUAUCAGCUCAGUGCCAAUGGCACCACGCAGACUUUGGGAUCUUCCCGAAAAUCUUUGGAUGCUCCCUCAUGGCCAGGUGUUUAUCGGCUCACUAUGUCACUGAUGGAAAGACUUUUAAAAUCGCUACGCUACAACUUCCUUACCGAAGCAUUAGACUUUGUUGGAGUCCAUCAGGAGCGGAUACUUCAGUGCUUGGAUGCAGUUCGAAAGGUGCAGAGCUUGGCUUGCCUCGAUGAAGUUGAUCAUACGGUUGGGUUUAUUCUUCAACUUUCCAACUUCAUCAAAGAGUGGCGGUUUCAUCUGCCACAGCUGCUUAGAGAUGUACAGGUAAACCUGUGUUACCUGUGCCAGACGUGUACCUUUCUGCUUCAUAGCCCCAAAGUGCUUCAGCACUACCUACAGGUGAAGAAUGGAGAUGCUAUUCCACCCGCAAUUCUUCCUAGGCAGUCAAAACCUGCUCAGACGCCAACAAAACAGCAAAAUACAGAAAGAGAUGAAGUGGAACAACGUGCAAUGCUGAAAGUCCAAUCCAGUCUGCUCAGGAUUCUGAGUAAAACAUUGGCAGCUAUUCGACACUUCACCCCUGAUCUAUGCCAGAUAUUGCUUGACCAGUCCUUAGACCUGGCUGAAUAUGAUAUGCUCUUUGUCUUGAGCUUUACUACUCCAGCAUUUGAUUCUGAUGUUGCACCAUCAUUUGGAACUCUGCUUGCAACUGUAAAUGUUGUUCUGAACAUGCAGGGGGAGAUUGACAAGAAGAAGGAGCCUAUGUCAUUAAAUAUGAUACCACUAACUUCAACUGAAGAGACAAAAUCUUUAAAGGCCCUUUUGAGGUUCACAAUGGAAAAUUGUUUCUAUGCAUUGAUUUCACAAGCGGUAAGGUAUUUGAAGGACCCGUCUGUUCACUCGCGGGACAAGCAGAGAAUGAAGCAGGAGCUGAGCUCGGAGCUGAGUACAGUUCUAUCUAGUAUUUCUCGUUAUUCUCGACGUGGGGCACCGUCAUCCCCUGCUGCAGCCUUACUGCUGUCUCCUCCGAACAAAUCAACCUGCUCCAUGUCCAAGUCGUGUCCUGAAAGCCAGGAACCCUUAAUACAGCUGGUCCAGGCCUUCGUUCGACAGAUCCAGAGAUAAUAAGGAGCAAGAUGAUCUUAAAAUUUAAUGCUCUGCAACUCUGGAUGAAUAUAUACAACUUAACCUGCAAUUAUUUUUCAAUGUCAGUGUGCUUUUUACUGACCAAAGCUAUUGUGAAUACAAAUGACAAAAUGGAUUGGUGAGUGAAUCAAAAUAAUUGGUAACUUAAAUUUAUUAUUGAAAACACACUUCUGUGUAAGUUUUUAAAUGUACCACUUGUUUCUCAAAGGUAAAGGAUAGGUGGAAUUAAGUUGCAGAACAUAACAUGGUAACCUAUUCAGGAAAAAAUAGCAGCUGUUCCUAAACAACUGAAGAAUUGUACAUAAGCAUCCAUCAAUACAUGUGAUAGAUCCAUAUCUUGUGUUGAGAAAUCUUGAGACUUCCUCCUAUGUUGUAGAAAUAUAGCAUUAAAGGCAGGAGUAAAUAAUAUUUUUUAUAUAACAUCUUUAAACCCUGUUUUCUUAAAGAUUUAAAACAUUUUUCUUCAAGUUGAAUGACAGUGAGUGGAAGUUACUGUGAUGAAAAGUAUUACCUGAUUGGCAUUGUGUGUUCCAAGAAUCCCUGUUCUGUUUUUUGCUAUCAAGGUUAUUGCAUUCCAGAUUGAUUGGUAGUGCCAUUAAAGUUUACAGCUAUUUAUUACUUUAUAUACCCUGUAUUUCAUCCCUUGGGCUUUUCUUGCAGAACUUGCCAAAGAAUCUUGAAUAUGUAUUUCCAUCUGCUUUGUCUCUCAAGGAGCUACUGUUCAUCAUUAUCUGCCAUUUUUAGACUGAUGAGAAGAGCUAAGUGAACAAAGAAAUAGGAGCAGAAACUAUUUCAGGAGAGCUGUUGAAACAUGUUUGGGCAAAGCAAUUUUAGUCACUUAAACAGUCAGACCUGAGUUUCAGAUAAGUGAAAUACUUCUUUGUCAGAAGAAGUUUUUUUUUAAAGGCUUUGAAGAGACUAAAAAGGUGCUCUCAUUUUCCAUUCAAGGAUUUUGCAAUAAUUAUGAUGGUUAGAAGAAUCAGUGGACCAUUUUUCCUCUGCUGGUUCUAAAAUCAGAAUAAAUUAUAGACCAUAGCUUUAUAUUAGUAGUUACUUCUUUACUGAAGAAGAUUAUACCUACACAUUACCUAAAGAUAAAUGGCCUUAUCCUUGAGCAAUGGUCAAGAGUGUAAAAAGUAAAACAUGACUUUUAUUUGGAAGUUAAUUAUGUUUUAACAAUAUUUCGCUCUUUGUUAACCUGGGCUUCCAGUUUCACCAAUGGCUUGACAUUAUGUUGUGUUCAAUGGAUAGAAUGAUAGGGGGUUUGCUGACAUAGGAGAUGCCAAGAUAUCUAAACCAUUUUUGUAAUAGAUUUCAUGAUAAAUGUCUUGUGUUAUUUCACCAAAAGGAAGUGCCAUAGAAUAUAAAUUCCAAAAUGAUUGCUAAAUACUCUAGAAAAUUCUGCAGUCCCCUUGAUAAAGAGAAAACUUGACUUUCAAUCACUAAACCAUGGAGUCUGAAAAGGAACUUAAAUAUUAGUGAAAACUUUGGAAAUGUAUCUUUAUAACAGAAUCCCACUUCUGUGUCCACGAUAAAGACUCUCAUAUUCAUUGUAGUUAGCAAAAGACAAGUGGAUUGAUACAUGCAUGUCACAAUCUCUAUCCAUGAAAUCACCAUGUUGUCAAGCCAUGGUAGCUGUAGAACGGCCAGUGUUUUUAAAAUAUUUAAAAAGUUGAGGAAUAUACUGAAAAUCUUCUGAUGUGCUCCUGGUUUAAGAUUCUAAUAAAUCAGCAAGGCUGAGUCAAGCCAUUGAUGUACAGAAUGUCUAACUACUGUAAACUCAAAAGUUGUGCUCUUUUGAGGAUGGUUGGUUUGUUAGUUUCCGCUCAGAUUUAAUAGAUUUUUUCAUUUGCUAAUUUUACUGUUGUGCACAGUAUUUGAAUUGCAAUGUUUUAAAAUGCCUUAGGUCGAAUCAAUCACAUUGCAAUUAUCACCUGAAGUGUGAAAUUAUACAUUCAAUUGGCUUACAUUUAGUGUCAGACUAUAUUUUCCCCUGUCAUGUUUUGGUUAAUAGAUUGGUAUGAGUGGGAUACUGAUUAAUACUGGUGCUUGAUACUUAGUGGAAACCCUUUAUCGCUCGGAGCCCAUCCAUUGCAGUUUUUCAGUGAAAAAUACUUGGUUAACGUGGAGAAACAAUCUGGCACUCCAGAAAAAUUGUAAAUGUUUCCUUUCUCUUCUGUCAUUGCUUGGACCAAUAUCUUAGUUAAUCUAGGACUUGACUAAUCAUUCCCAAGCCAGAGUGUGUAUAUUAUAACUAAAAGUUUGACACUCCUUAAUUAUUUGGGUGUUGUAAUGUUUAAAUUUUAAGGAUGUGUGGUUUAAACAGUUGCCAUUAAGGUAAAGAUUAUGUUAUGAGAUUUUCCAAAGCACAGUCAACUGAAAUUGAGGGGAUUGUAAUUAUUAUGCUUUAAUAUCAUGUAUUAUGGUUGGUUUGUGGGGGGGGGGGGGAAGAGAGGCCAAAAUUAAUGUGAUUGAAAUAUGAAUUCCUAACAGUCUAUACAGGCAAAAGGGUACGGAAAUUGUCAUUACAAAGUGCAGUAGCUGAUGCUGCAGUUGCUUAAGCAAUGCAGAUUUGCAAACAAACAGUAUCAAAUUCAAUCAUUCCUGUUUAAUUUAAGUGAUAUUGAUUUUUCUACAAAACUCUGAGGAAUGAUACAUUUUAGAACUAUGAGUCAAAUACUGCUGCUAUAAAUUUAACAGGUCAUAAUUAUCAAAAGGACGAGUUGGUUUGAACCGGAGUGGAUGAGCAGCUCAGAUGUGUUUUUUAUUAAAAAAUUUAAACUAAUUUAUGGACAAUGUGAGCAUUGUAUAGGCCUUUAUGAUGAAUCAUCCAGUUUGUAAAUAUUUUUAAAAAUGUAAGUAGAGCCCUUAUUCAAGAAUUUUUGGGGUCUGAUAUCAAGACAUUAAGGAAUAAUUUAAAACGUGUUUAAAUGAACAUCUUUGUUUUGAACAGAAACGUUAUUUGUACCUGUCUAUGCAAGUUGCUCUUUUUAACUGUAAAUACUCAAAUUCCUAUGGAUUAGAGCUACAGUAUUUAAAUGUGUUUUUUAAAACCCAAUAGAAUAGAAAUUGAUAGUUUAAAUUUUGUUAGUAUUUUCGACAUUGUUGCUUUUAAUUUUUCUGCUUUUUUUUGAGAGUUUCAUGGCUUUCAACUGUAAUGCUUCUUAAAGGUGCAAGUUUCUUGGAUUUAUUUUUCAGGCAGCAACAUUAACUAAAUUGUCACUUGUUACAGAUAUUUUUGCACCACCCUCAUUAAUCAGGAUUUCCUUUAAACUAGUGCAAUCUACAUUAAUUACUGUGUGGAUUUUAGUAACAAUCCUGCAUUAUUUUGUACUCCCUGCAAAUGGAAAUAUUUUCUCCUGUCUACCCUACUAUCAAAUCACAAGCUUGGUUUUGAAUUGAUUUGCCUUUCUUGAUAUCUUUAGCAACACAGACAAAUAUAAAUGAGCUUUCCAUUUAUUUUCCUAAUACAAGGUUUCAUUUGCAUCUACCAUCUGUUUUAAACAAACUGGUCUACAGUUCUCUCGCUGUUUCAGCACAAUAUCCGUCUAUUAUUCAGUGACUUAAAUUUAAAUAAUUAUUCUUUUUCAGCUGAUAUUUCAUCCAUUACCUGUCUUCAUCUUGUGUUAGCAUUGAAGUUAGCCUUAUCAAAGUUUCACUGUUUAUGGUUGUAGAAUACACAUUUUUGUCAAGACUACUGGACUUAUCAAUGCACUUACUUAUGUUGCAGAAUCUACCACUGCUUACUAAAGAAGCUCUUCCAACCCAUAAAUGUAUGCUGGCUCAGGCCUGAAAUUUAUUUUGCAUAGCUCAUUUCUUUUGCAGGCCACACUUUUAGAAAUUUGAUAACACCUUCAUUUCCUAAACUUGUAUAAAACUACUUUAGAACUUGGUUAGGAAGUUGCUGUAACAGUAAAGCCAAUGCAAGUUAAGUGUUUUCUUGCUUUUAAGGAUGGUGUGAAAACAUUGAUUUAAAUGAUAUGGCAUCCCUUUUAAUUUUUAUGGCCCAAAUUCAUUCAAAAGCAUGUAUCUUUGUUGUGUUUGCUGAACAGGGCAAGUUUUCUCCCCUGCACUGUUUAGACUCUUUGGUACCUAGAAGGAGAAAUUGCAUGGGGCCAGUAAGGUUGCAAGCCAAAAUGAGUAAUAAAAGUCCCAAGUGAA